Anolis sagrei ordinatus is the source of this 917-nucleotide messenger RNA. It is a transcript of the gene HIGD1B, whose product is annotated as HIG1 hypoxia inducible domain family member 1B. The record is from RefSeq and is a predicted model, not a curated record. Gene Ontology annotation, cellular component: mitochondrion. Gene Ontology annotation, biological process: mitochondrial respirasome assembly. Lineage: Eukaryota; Metazoa; Chordata; Lepidosauria; Squamata; Anolidae.
UGCAUGCGCUGUAGCAUCUUUUUGCUUUUUUGGAUUUUAAGUUCCUUCUGCUGUGUUUUUCAGUGUUUUAGAAAUGAUGGCCACUCGUUGGCUUGAUACGUGUAUUGAGUCCAAAUUUGGUGUCAAUUCGUCCAAUGGUUCUUGAGUUAUGUUAAUCCCACAAACGAACAUUACAUUUUUAUUUAUAUAGAUAAUGGUAACAUGUUUUCAUCUUCAUCAGAUCUUGAUAACAUUUCCAACUGUAUGAAAUGUUGGCAGGAAGUCUCUAAUUUUUGAACUGCAGAAGCUAACAAAAUAUCAGAGGGAAAAGGUUCUGUUAUGGGAUGACAAAGAGAGAACAGCUUGUCCUGUCUGCAUCUGUAACAGACCGCCUGGGUCAGGGGGAUAUUAAUGAAGUAUAUCCCAAGAUAUUUGGCUCCAUGAGAGAAAAGAGCAGAAGACAUCGCUUUUUCUCAUUCUGCACACAGAAGAUGAUUGACUGGAGGCUGAUAAGAAGCUUCUUCCAUCAAAUCUGAGACAGCAGCUUCCAAUGUCGGCAGAUAAAAGCAACUGGAUUCCAGAACAAGAAACGACAGUUGGCACUAAAUUUCUACAAAAGGCACGGAAGAGCCCUUUGGUGCCAAUUGGCAUGAUGGGGUUUGCUGUUGUGGCAGCCUGUGGCCUUUACCGACUGAAGGGAAGAGGGAGCAUGAAGAUGUCUGUCCAUCUGAUUCACACUCGGGUAGCUGCCCAGGCCUGUGUAGUCGGAGCCGUAACCCUUGGCGCUGUCUACAGCAUGUACAAAGACCACUUUCAGAAACAGAAAUAGAUGGGACGUUGAAUGGCAUUGGCUUGUCCCUUCUCCAUGAAUGGAUCUGAAGACCCCUGUAGCAACUCCAGCAGCGUUGGGAGAUCAUCUGAUUUGCUCUUGCAGAAGA